Molecule: messenger RNA, 264 nt
Organism: Strongylus vulgaris
Lineage: Eukaryota; Metazoa; Nematoda; Chromadorea; Rhabditida; Strongylidae
Source: the annotation of a GenBank genome assembly
AUGCUGACCACGGGUGCUCGGCGUCUAUCGCGCGUUUCCGUCUCACCGCGUCCACGGAUGCGCAACUAUACGCUCGGUAACAUGCCGCCACCUCCAGCUGUGAACAUUCGUACUCAUGACAUGAUCUCGCCGCAAGAGCGAAAAUUUCUGGAAGCAGCUGAACGAGGUGAUAAACCUACACUACAAGAAUGCCUACUCACGAGGGAGGGUGAAACGCCUUUGAAUGUUAACUGCCUGGAUUCUAUGGGCCGUUCAGCUCUAGAA